AUGUAUAAUGUUUGUAUGAACUUUUUAUCCUUGCUGAAGAGUUACAUAUAUAGAGUAUAUAUUCUAGCAUUAUAUGUUAUUAGGAGAAAAGGAAACUUUAAACCAUUAUUAUUUAACAUCUAAUGUCCAAUGAUGAAAAAAUUACCAUGCCGGAUAAUUAUGAUAAUUAUUUAUUAAAAAAAAAAAAAGAAAAGAAAAAAAAAAACCAGCAUUUAAUAUAAUGUUUACUACACGGAUUACUAAGUUUUUUUAGAACAGAACCGCAAUAUUCAUGUUAGUUAUAAGGCAUUAUGGGUCACGUAAUACACGAUAAGGUUGCUCAAGGUGAGACUUGUCGUUCACCAAUGUGUCUUAUUCGUAACGCUUAAAGAAGCAAUCUUCAUAUAAUAAAACUCAUGCUAUCGAAAAUACUUUUUCAUUAUUUAUUUUAUAAUAAUUUUCAAUCGUACCAUAUUAUUUUGAAAUUUUCCUAUGAUUAGUAUAAUCAAAAAUAAAAUUAAAAUAUAUAAAAUCAUUAUUAAUUUAUAUAUAUUUAUUAUUCGUAUAGAAUAAGAUGAAUUUGUGAAUUGUAUUAUCGUAAAAGUAUUAUAUCAGAGAAUAAAUUUCUGAAUGUUAUUUUGAAUCUGAUCUUUAAAAAGUAAAAGUGUAUAUACAUAGCUAUAGUAUAGCCAUCUGCAUGGUUGUUCCAAUGUGUUACAAAGCGACUAACAUAACCUUAAUUUAUCACUAUAUUAUUGCAUCGAAAAAAGUUUACGAUAUUUCCUUAAUAACUUUUUUUAUAAGAUGGUUGUGUGUAAUCGUGAAUGUAUAGAUAAAAUUAUAAAAUAUCUAGAUGUUUCUCCAGACAAGUUAUGCUCCUGUGAAGAUAAUGUAGUAAGUAUUGGUCAUCUACAUGCAGACGAAUCCGUUAUGUAUUUUACUACUUUUAUACAAGCUUUGGUGAAGAAUUCGAGAUAUCCUAACAUACUUGGUGAUGAUAAAGAGACACAGGCUUUGACGCGUCAAUGGUUAGAAUAUAUAAUAAAUUGUGUUAAUUAUGCAGAUACUCCUGCUCAUGCAAAAAGAGUUUUAAAGGAAUUAAAUGCAGCAUUGAGUGAUCAUACUUAUUUAAGUGGUACAAAGCAAACCAUUGCAGAUAUUGUACUUUAUUAUACCUUAUAUAAAAUAAUGAGUGAAUUAAGUCACCAAGAGAAGGCACAAUAUGUCCAUGUAUCUAGAUGGUUUGACAAUGUACAACAAGAUAAAAAAGUGAGGCAGACAUUGGAUUCAAUCUCAUUCAAUUUGAUGCAUCUAUUCUUAUGAAGUAAAUAAGUUAUUUUGUAUACUAUUAUUAUAUACAGUUGAUAUUCAUGAAAAAAUAUAUAAUACAAACGAGGAAA
Messenger RNA from Vespa velutina, 1379 nucleotides. RefSeq names its product eukaryotic translation elongation factor 1 epsilon-1 (gene AIMP3). The transcript has 4 exons. Lineage: Eukaryota; Metazoa; Arthropoda; Insecta; Hymenoptera; Vespidae. Gene Ontology annotation, cellular component: aminoacyl-tRNA synthetase multienzyme complex; nucleus; cytoplasm. Gene Ontology annotation, biological process: positive regulation of DNA damage response, signal transduction by p53 class mediator. Bases 784 to 1302 code for a protein of 172 amino acids. The record is from RefSeq and is a predicted model, not a curated record.